UAUCUUCAUAUCGACUACCAAAUAACACUUAACACAUUGAUAACACUGACAUCCUUUGGUUAUGUCAAAUAUGUUGUCAAUAUUAUUUUGCAUAUUUUUUCUAUCGUCGAUUGGCAGUGUUUUCAACAAAAAUCCUGCUAUAAUAGAAUUAAAUGAUGAAAACUUCAAAACUACUACAGAAAAUAAUCCCUACGUCCUAGUGGAAUUUUACGCUCCCUGGUGCAAAUAUUGCAAAAAUUUUGCUCCGGAGUAUGACAAAACGGCGAAUCUGCUUCAAAAAUCCAGUCUGAAUGUUAAACUAGCUAAAAUUGAUGCAGCUAAACAUACUAGUAUAGCCAAAGAACAUGGUAUAAAAGGAUAUCCAACCUUAAAGUUGUUUAAGAAUGGACAAUGUGAAAAAUACGAAGGUGACAGAGAUGCAUGGAAGAUUGCAGAAUGGAUUAAAACCAGCAUUGGACAAUAAUUAAAGGUUUUUGCAGUGAUCUUUUUGAAUGAGAAUAGUGAUAUUCUUAAAACUUUGUGCUUACAUUUUUUUUUGGAAAUUUAAGUAAUUUGCAAUCAGGCACGACUUUAAAAUUUUAAGUAGGUUGUAUUGUGUCAUGUUCGAUUGAACCCUUAUUGACACAUUUUUCUGGCAUACUACAGAUAUUCUUAACCAUAUAAAAAUAAGAAAACAUUUAUCUGCGGAUUAUUUAUUAAACAAGAUUAGACACAUUAAAUUACAUAAUUUUCAAAAUAAAUACAACAAGGAAAUGUUUUCGUUGGGCAUGAUUCA
Messenger RNA from Psylliodes chrysocephalus, 775 nucleotides. Lineage: Eukaryota; Metazoa; Arthropoda; Insecta; Coleoptera; Chrysomelidae. The record is from the annotation of a GenBank genome assembly.